Messenger RNA from Salvia miltiorrhiza (redroot sage), 2795 nucleotides. RefSeq names its product potassium transporter 5. Gene Ontology annotation, biological process: potassium ion transmembrane transport. Gene Ontology annotation, cellular component: membrane. The coding region runs from base 159 to 2558 and encodes 799 amino acids. The transcript has 5 exons. Lineage: Eukaryota; Viridiplantae; Streptophyta; Magnoliopsida; Lamiales; Lamiaceae. The record is from RefSeq and is a predicted model, not a curated record. Gene Ontology annotation, molecular function: potassium ion transmembrane transporter activity.
AGUCUAGUAGACUUUAGGAACCCACACAAUGAGACAACGUUGGGUAAUUCCGAACUUAAAUUAGUGGUAUCCUAGGUUGACUCUCAUGCUAUAAGAACCCACCACCACCACCACCACCACCAUCACAUAUAUUGCAUUCUUGCCAAUAACCAUUAAACAUGGCGGAGCCGCACCACCACCAGACGGAAACAACGGCGACGGACCCUGCCCCAGCCGACGCCAAUAUCAAGGAGAGGAAGGUCUCAUGGGCGAAGCUCCGCCGCGUCGACUCCCUCAACAUGGAGGCCGGAAAUCUUUCGUUCAAGCCCACCCAUCAUGCCUCCACCCAGGUUAGCUGGGGGAGGACGAUGAGCCUAGCGUUCCAAAGCAUCGGAAUAAUAUACGGAGACAUCGGAACGUCGCCGUUGUAUGUGUUCGACAGCAGCUUCGACGGCGAAAUCAAACACAAAGACGACAUCCUCGGCGUGCUCUCCCUCAUCAUUUACACCAUCAUUUUGGUCCCUAUGAUCAAAUACGUCUUCAUCGUUUUAUGGGCUAAUGACAAUGGCGAUGGAGGAACGUUUGCACUGUAUUCCCUGAUUUGCCGGUACGCAAAGGUGGGACUGAUUCCAAACGAUCAACCUGAGGAUAGGCAGCUGUCGAAUUAUCGACUGGAUACGCCGUCAAACCAGCUACGACGAGCUCAGAAGAUCAAACACACACUUGAGAGAAGCAUGGUUGCUAAGAUCAUCCUCUUCCUCGCAACAAUCCUCGGAACUGCCAUGGUCAUCGGUGAUGGUGUUCUCACCCCCUCCAUCUCAGUUCUUUCCGCUGUUGAAGGAAUCAAGGGGCUCGGACAAGAUGCCGUUGUCUACAUUUCUAUAGCCAUAUUGAUAAUCCUAUUCAUGGUGCAACGCUUCGGCACCGACAAAAUCGGCUACUCGUUUGCGCCGGCGGUUUGUACCUGGUUUAUGCUGAUAAGUGGGAUUGGUUUGUACAACUUGUUCAAACACGACAUCACCGUCUUGCGCGCUUUCAAUCCCAUAUACAUAAUCGAUUACUUCAAAAGGAACGGCAAAGAGGGGUGGGUCUCGCUUGGAGGAGUCGUUCUCUGCAUCACUGGUACCGAAGCCAUGUUUGCUGAUCUAGGCCACUUCAAUGUACCUGCUGUCCAAAUAAGCUUCUCCGGAGUUGUGUUUCCAUCUCUGCUGGCGGCCUACAUUGGACAAGCUGCAUUUCUUUCCAAGUUCCCGGAUCAUAUAGGCCACACAUUCUACGACUCCGUGCCAGAUCCGCUGUACUGGCCUACAUUCGUGGUGGCGAUUGGUGCGGCCAUCAUCGCGAGUCAGGCGAUGAUCUCCGGGGCGUUUGCGAUCAUCUCCCAGUCGCUGAGCCUGAGCUGCUUCCCGAGGGUGAAGGUGGUGCACACUUCUGCUAAGUACGAGGGGCAGGUGUACAUCCCCGAGGUCAACUACCUUCUCAUGCUCGCCUGCGUCCUCGUCACCUACGCCUUCAAAACCACCGAGAAGAUAGGCCACGCUUAUGGCAUUGCGGUGGUUGCUGUCAUGGUCAUAACCACCGUCAUGGUCACCCUCAUCAUGCUCAUGGUAUGGAAGACCAAAAUCUGGUGGAUUCUCUCCUUCUUCGUCGUCUUCAUGUCUGUGGAGAUGCUGUAUUUCUCGUCCGUGCUCUACAAGUUCACUCAGGGCGGUUACCUCCCAUUAGCCCUCUCUCUAGUGCUGAUGACGAUGAUGGGCGUGUGGCACUACGCGCAGCAGAAGCGGUACGUGUUCGAGCUCGGGAACAAGGUCUCGGCCGGGUACGUGGAGGAGCUGGUGAAGAGCAGUGACGUGGCGAGGCUCCCCGGCGUGGGGCUGCUCUACUCGGAGAUGGUGCAGGGGAUCCCGCCCAUGUUCCCUCACUUCAUCUCCAACAUCCCCUCCAUGCACUCCCUCGUCAUCUUCGUCUCCAUCAAGUCCAUCCCCAUCAGCAAGGUCGCCGUGGAGGAGCGCUUCCUCUUCCGCCAGGUCCAGCCCCGGAUAUUCCGCUGCGUCGUCAGGUACGGAUACAAGGAUCCCAUCGAGGAUUCGGCGGAGUUCGAGAGGCAGCUCAUGGAGAAUCUCAAGGAGUUUAUCAGGCACGAGCAUUUCAUGCACCAAGGAGCCGACGCCGAUCAACAAGCUCCGCUUAUUGCUGAAUCCGGUCCGAUUUUUAACAGAAAAUCGACGUCUUCGGCAGUCCACGUGGAGGAGGCGCUGCAUGCUCCGCCGCGUGUCUCGUCGGCGUCCAUCCAGUCGUUCGGCGCGGGUAGGUCGGCGAAUUCGUCGGACGGGGUGAGGGUGGCGGCUCCCAACGGGGCGGAGGAGGAGAUGCGGGCGGUGGAUGCAGCGAUGGAGCAAGGGGUGUUUUACAUGAUCGGAGAGGUGGAGGUGGUGGCGGCGCAGGAGUCGUCGCUGAUGAAGAAGUUUGUGAUAAACUAUGCGUACAGUUUUCUGAGGAAGAAUUUCAGGCAGGGAGAGAAGAUGCUGGCGAUACCGAGGAAUAGGCUGCUUAGGGUUGGAAUGACAUACGAAGUGUGACUUAAUUUCACAAAUAAUUGCACUCAAAAUUAACAAAUACUCAGCUCCUAUAUAUGUACACUUGUGGUUUUUCUGCGUGGAUAUAUAGUAGUAGUAUUUUGUAUUUGUAUGUUGCUAAAUUUUCUGCCUGGCUCUUUUUUUGUGGCAUGUAAGUGUUCAUGUGUGUAGAUUCAUCAUGUUGAAGAGAUGGGAGCAAGGCUUCAACUUCAAUAAAGUUACGUAACCCAGCUGUUAUAU